AUGCUAUUUCCUAGAUCAUUACUUGCAUUCUUUUUGGUGAAAACUUGGCAAGGAGAAUUCUCAGAUGAGGAAGACAGAAUAAUUUGCAGCCUUUAUGCUAAUAUUGGAAGCAGGUGGUCAAUUAUAGAAGCUCAGUUACCUGGCAGGACUGACAAUGAUAUCAAGAACUAUUGGAACACCAAGCUAAAGAAGAAGUUGAUGGGGUUGCUUCCUGAAUCUCACCAAAGAAAACCACCCUACCAUCAAUCCUCUCCUCAAAACCCACCACCAUUUCCUUCUCAUUCACUUUCCUCAUCAAUUUAUGGAGAUUAUUGCAACUCUUAUUAUAGCCCAGCAGCAACCACAUCUUUCACAGGCCUUGAACCUAUUUCUGUUCCUUCAAGUACUUACACAAACACAAGCUGCACAACAACCUCAAUUUCUCUCCCCUUUAACCAAAACCAAGAGUCCUUGGUUAGUGUUAGUCCCAUGCAAUAUUACCCUAUCACAACAGUGUUUGGAAGUGAAGGAAGUUGCAGUUCCUCUGAUGGAAGCUGUAGUCAGGUUAGCCAUGGCAGGGAAAUCAAACAAGAAGAAAUGGGGUUUCAGAAUUUCAUGUCCAACGGGUUUAUGCCUAGUCACAUAAGCAUUAACAAUAAUGGAGAUGAAUAUAUUAACCAAUGGGAAGAAAAUCCAAAUGGGUGUUUUUUCCAAAAGCAAACCCAAUUGGGUUAUGAUAUUGAUGUUAUUAAGCAACUAAUUAGUAGCAAUGGAAGCAGUAAUGACCUAGGAAAUUACAUUCACUUAUUAUUAGAAUAA
Molecule: messenger RNA, 798 nt
Organism: Gastrolobium bilobum
Lineage: Eukaryota; Viridiplantae; Streptophyta; Magnoliopsida; Fabales; Fabaceae
Product: transcription factor RAX1-like
Exons: 3
Coding region: 1-798 (265 amino acids)
Source: RefSeq, a predicted model, not a curated record